UUGGAAUAAAUAAUGUUGUUCCUUUUGCUGCUCCCUUGGAGUUGGGUGCGCCCUCUCGGGGGGGGGGGGGGGGUUGGUUUCUGGUCUUUGCGAGUGGUGCGGUGCAGCAGGCCAACCACACCUGGGAUAUCUGAGCUGGCCAAAGCAGCGCGCGAGACCGCUAAUGCAGCUGUCGAGAAUCAACGCGGGCUGUGAGUGGUGGACGCGGGCUCUUGGGGGCCUUGGUGUGUGUCGGCCAUCACUUUUGCCCAGCGCUUAAGCACUGCUGAACUGUUUGUAGCGAAUCCCUAUCCAAGAGGCCCUGCGCAGUUGGUCUGGUCGCGAUUGGUCUGUCUCUGCAUGGUUUACCCAUGCUCGAAUUUGUCGGCUAGUUGGAUUCUCGAACUAAGUCUUCAACUAUUCCUUCUUGAGUCAGUAACUUAUUAGUCGUUCAAGUGUGUCUUCAAGCAGGACGCGGACGAAGGACUCUCAAACCGGGGGAGAAGAAGAAGAAGAAGGAGGAAAGAAGACGACGAAGACAAAGCAAAAAAGAAGCAGAAUAAUCCCGACAAAGCGGCCAUCCGAAUCCCUCCCCUUUCAAGAUACUCCGUACUUAAUCACCUAAGGACUUGGACCGGACCCGUGGGCAAGCAGCGCGUUCCUUUGAUUCUCUGCCCGUUGAUUCGGGGUUCCUUGACGAAAUAACUACUAAAUAAGUUAUAAUAAAUAAAUAAAUAAAUGACUAGUUAUCUUUUGGCCCCCUCUCUUUGUCCUGGGUCGGUCAACGACUCAACGCGCUGCUCAAGCCUCGCCCUCCCCACCACCACAUCCCGCCAACAGACAGGCGGACGGACAGACGGACAGCCCAUACGAUACGGACGGACAGGCUAACCCUCGGACUACACGGGUGAGCUCCAGCAGACAGGGAAAAAGGACGUGCAGUGGAAUAAAAGUCCUGUGCGGCCCAGCAAGUGGUCCAUCGUCAUACUCGGAAUCUGGUUCGUGGUGAAGAAGCUAUAUCACAGACCGGCAUCGUUGGUCUUGUUCCAACAAUCUUUUUAAUACUCGGCCAUUCCAUACGGUUUGUAUAGCUAGAGUUGCUGACUCUAGUGGCUAUUUAAUAGUUACCAUCUCUGGCUCUCCAUCCAACAAUCACCAACAUACCAUAUUAUCCGCAUCCUGAGAAUGGUCAUUGAAUGAUAUUGUCAAUCCCUAUCAACAAUCCGAUCCCCCUCUCUAAGAGAAAAGGUGGAGAUGUUGGCCGUUAGAUCUCCAGCGUCCGUUUCCUCCGGCAAUCAAAUAUCUGCUUUCUCCCCAUAUUCGGCUUCCCCAAGCUCUCCAACUCCAUAUUCAAUGCAAUCCGAUAGACCCCCGUCGACCCAGAGAUCUCCAUCCCCGUCCCAAAUGUCUUCCAACUCUAAAACAACCGAGUUUUCUAGAUCUUCUCCCAAGGCGUUCACUCCAAAUGGAUUGGAUCCUUCGGACAACCAAGAUGGCAUCACUAACGGGGAUAUGGAACGCUCUAUCACAAGGACUGGAAGUGCACUUAGUAUACGCACUUCCGGCGCCGGAGUGAGCGACUUCAAACCCAGCUCGGACGAAGACGAUGCACCCCAAUCCGUAAUACAUGUUCCGUCCGGCUUUGGUAAAUUUCUAGACAAUGUUCCUUCGCCGCGCGCAGAGCCCUCCAGGUCAUCGUCUGCACUAUCAGACGUGACAGUUACUUCACCCCUAGCGGGUCAAAACGACAACGACAACAUCAACAAUAAUGUGAGAAAGAAACCCACUACUCCAGUAUCGCCCCCGCCAAUCACCACCACACAUAUCGCACCCCCCGAGCACUGGUCAGAUCGAACAACCCCUCGUGCUCAGACAAGACAGGAGGUUGAAGAUUUCAAAAAGAGAGCUAGGAAAAGCAAUCUUGAAGAUAUACCGGAGACCUUUGAUGUUGAGCAAGCUGCUGAAGAUACCGAAGAUGAACCAGAGACUCUCCGGGAUAUGGGAGAGAUCACAACAACUUCCGUUGGCAAAUUUGAGGCUAGGGAGCACGAAUUGAAGGCUUUAAGGACGGCAUUAUCAGAAUGCUGGACUUUAUGUAAUACUCUAGCAAGCCUAAGUUACAUUCAUCGCGAGCGAUUGUUUAACUUUUCGGGGAAGGGAGAUAUGCAGGAACAGGCCUGGAAAUCGUGCUGGAAACUUUGCCAAAAUCUUUACGAGAACCGCGAUAACGAUGACCACCACACCUACGUGCGGCCAACACUAGAUCUUUGCCGGGACUUUUGUCAAGCAUUGUUCGAAGUUCGCGUCCGCGAUAAUGAGGUCACCGACUCGGUGCUGCGUGUGAGUUUCGAGCUCAACAACCAUCUGUAUAAUACGCAUGAUCGAAACCUCCCCGAGGCAUUCCGACACCGGACCCUGGACUUUUAUAUCACGCUGUGUCAUCGCCUUAUGAAACAGCGGACACGACUGGCAAAGGAAACAGACACGCUACUAAAGGCCUGUUGGUCCCUUGCAGAGAUGUUAUUCAGCCUGCGGCAGCGCAGGCGAGAAGGCAAAUCCCCCGACGAAGAACUACUCGGAUCAGCGAUUCAGGCUUGUUGGGAACUGUGUGAUCUUUUCCGCCAGGGAUGGACCCAAAUUCGACCAGACCGUGGCACUCCGCGGCCCAGCCAGACGACUUUCACACAGGCAUUUUACCAGGCUAAACGGUCAGAGUACAACAUUAUGAGUGAUGAAGAUACGCAAAGCCGCGGAGGAAACCCCGAAACGCCCACAACCAUAUUCGAAGACACCGCCACAGUCUCACCCGAAGAAGCACAUGUCCCUAACAUCCUCCUUCUAAACCCGAGCAACAACCAAGUAACCCCUCCCAAGUGGUCGUCCAACUCCUCCACAUUAUCCGGCUACUCGCAAUCAUCAUCUGGCAAAACUGCCUCGUCCAACAACACCGUCAAAUCCCCCGCCGAGGACCCGAACCUCACCUGCCUGAAACUCCUGAUCAUCCGCGCCGCCAUGAACAGCGGCUUCCAACGCGGCACGACCCAGACCUUAUCAGCGUUUGUCAAAUCGCUCUCCUCGGAUUCUUUCGGGACGCAAUUGUGGCAACGCACGCUCCUUGACAACUAUAAGAAGCUGGUGGUGUUUGACUCGGCGUUCCGCGACGUCGCGCCGUCCGCGCGGGCGGGCGCGGUGGAUGUUGCGAACGCUGUGCGGUCAAUGGUUCAGCAUAAUGGGCAGUAUAUUUGGCUGCAGGACCUAUACCGGCUUGUGUUUGGUUUCCAUACUGAAGAGGCGAUGCACCGGAAGAGCGUCACGGUCCAGACGUAGAUUUCUUUUUCUUUUCUGGAGAAAUUAAAGCUGACUGCUCGUGUGUGUGUGUGUGAACAGUUAUGCUACGCUUCGAAGAAUUUUGAUAUCUAUUUAUUUUUUUCACAAGCGCGAGUCGCUAAUCUGUUAUUUAACAUUUAUUACCUAUUUACUGUCUUAACAAAAAGAUACAACAACCCCCCCCUUCUCCUACGGGUUUUCUUCUACCAUUCUCUUCCUAAACCUUUUUAACCUUCCUCCUUUUCGUCGUCGCAGCUAUAUCUGCCUUAGCUUUCAUAACCAAACCAUGCUUCUUUUACUCCCCACCCAGCCCAACCGCACCUCGAAAAUUGAACAUCAACAAUCUAGUUUGAGCUGGCGAGGCCGUAGUUCUCCCCUUUUGCAUACCCCCACCAACCCCUUUCCUCUUCAAUAACAUGAACUACAUACUCUAUACAUACCACAACAUCCAAACCACGCCGCAUCGUAAUACCUUCCCCGGCUCUAUAUCGCGAAUGAUUUUUUUUUUUUUUUUUUUUUUUUUUUUUUUUUUUUUUUUGGAUCCAUCCCUUAUUUCUAUUUUUCUAGCAGGGCAUUUUUAUUUUUUAUAAAUUAAACUUCUGGGGCCAUCAAAUAUAUGGAUAUUUAUUCCUCCCGGCCCCCUUAACCCCACCCCACGUAUUAAUACCCCUUAUGUUCCUUUUUUAUUUUUGGUUAAAUAUCCAUUAGCAGCAUUUCACUAGCUAUAUAUAUAUAUAUAUAUAUAUACGACCCUUUUGGCCGUCUUAUUCUCCAUUCUCACUCCCCAUCUCGUCAUUCUCGUUCUCAUUUCCAUGCAUCAUUCCGCCAUCUAUAUGAUACCUUUUCUCGCUCGAAACGGUUUUAUUUUAAGUGUUAACCAAGAGCCUGGGAUGUGAUUGAUAUUUUUUUUGAGAGGACAUGUUAGUUGCAUAGUAUUUAUGUAGAUUUACCCGUGGGAAGAAAAUAAUGUUUGUGGAUGAUGAUGAUAUUAUUGCUGAAUAUCAAUCUAAAC
Messenger RNA from Blastomyces gilchristii SLH14081, 4318 nucleotides. RefSeq lists its product as uncharacterized. The record is from RefSeq and is a predicted model, not a curated record. The transcript has 7 exons. The coding region runs from base 1234 to 3306 and encodes 690 amino acids. NCBI's taxonomy places the organism in Eukaryota, Fungi, Ascomycota, Eurotiomycetes, Onygenales, Ajellomycetaceae.